AUGAACGCUCGAUCCCGGAGGUCAGAAGCCCGCAAACUCCUAAAUGCCAACGCCGGAUUGCGUGCACUUUGGGUCACCGAUCGAUUCCCAUUACUCGGAUGGUGGGGGGUUCCGCUACGGGCUUUCCAGCCGCGUUCCGCGCGCACCUGCGGCACUCCGCUCCCGGCAGCACGCACCGCCGCCCCGCACGGGGAACCCCGCGGCUCCGCGCCCCCUCCCCUCCUCGGGGUUCCCCGUGCCCACCCCCGGCUCCCAGCCCUCCCGGAGAGCCGGCAGUUGGCGGCGGGCAGGGCUGCCCCGGAGCCGCGCGGUGCCCGCGGGCCGGAGAGGGGCAACGGGGCGGGAGCGGGAGAGCCCCGCGCCGCGCGGCGGUCCCGCUCUGAGGAGCGGUCCGCCCUGAGCUCGCGCUCCCCGCGCCGCUCCGGCCGGGCCUGGCCGGGAGAUACCGCCCACCGCCGCCCGACCCCCGCCCGCAGCGGCGCGUACCGCGGGGCGGGCAGGGCACGGCACGGCAGGGCAGGGCAGGGCAGGGCAGGGCAGGGCGUGCGCGGCUCGGGCCGGCGGGACGUGGCACGGCUCGGCUCAGCUCAGAAGAGCGCUGCCCGGCUCGGCUCGGCUCGGCGCGGCGCCGCACUUGUAGCUGUUCUCGGUGCUGAAGGCGGCACGGCUCGGCACGGCUCCGGGGGCCGCGGCGGGGCGGGGGCUGUUGGACGCGGUCCCGCCGAGGUCUCCUCACGCCCGCCGAGCCGUGCCCGCCCUCACCGCACCGAUGUCACGGGGGCGGUUUUCCUACACUUUUUGUCUCGUCCCCUCGUUCGCCGCCCGGGGGGGCUUCCCGUCCAUUCCCGGGCACCGGGAUGGUUUCGGCCGACGGACGCGGCCGGCAGCGCUGCGCCGCAACAGGUGCGCUCCCCCCGCGCCGCGCUCCCGCCCUGGGCCUUUCCACGCCCGCACCGGGAUGGGCGCGGCGCUCGCCCGGGGCCGCAGCGGCGGUGCCGUACCCGCCCGGCAGCGCCAGGCGCAGCCUCGGUGAGAAGGUUCCACCUCGAGGGCGCCCGGCGCUACUGCACCUCGCGCGGCGCGGCCCGGGCUGAAGAGCGGGGAGGGCUCUCCGGAGCUCUCGACGCUGAGCCGGGCGCUUCCCGCUCCUGCGCCAGGCCAGGCCGAGAGCUUUCCUUAAUAAUAAGCGGCGUUUCGCUUUGUACUGCUUUGCCCAGAGCUGCCUUGCUUACGUGGAACGUGGAACUGGGAGGAGAAAUAAUUCCGAGCGUGCUCCCAUAUAUCCAACCAGCGCCACCAGCAUCGUCUUAGUUGGAUGCUACUGCCCAAAUUUAUGUGCUAAAAGUCGGUCCCAUGCCAGACGCAGUCCGACAGUCUGACAGUAUCUCAUGUGUCUUUCAAGCCUGUAACUUCUCCUGUGGAAAAGAUCCUUCACUGUUGGUCAAUGACACUGGAAAUUGGCCAGGCCUUAGACAGAAUUUAUUAACUCAUGACUGCAUUUACUUUUUUCUCCAACCCUUCCAUGAGAAUAGACUGGCAAGCUGCGAUUUCAAUGACUCCGUGGCAGAAAUCCAUGGGUACAUGGAUGGGAACAUCCCUGAUGUUCAGCCAUGAGAAAUCCCACCUUAGAGACCCUCCCUAACCCCAUCAGGAAAAGACGUCCCACCUGAGGUAUGGACUGCCAGGCAGUCUCAUUUCCAGCUCCAUUUACACUCCGCAGCUUCAACAAAAGUUCAACAAAAGCAGCAAUGUUCUGCUUGAGCCUUGGUGUGCAUUUUGCAGCUGGAGAUGCAGGCUCAGGGCAAGAGACCGGGAUAAAAAAACCUCCAAUGUGUUUCUAGCCUGAAUGAGAUCUGUUGCCUCUCUCCACCUCUCCCAGCCACAUCUUUUCUAGAGCAGUUUUGGGGAGGUGGGGACUGUAUCUUAUUCCAUAUGCUUACAGCAAGUAGCUUACUGAGUCUCAGGCAGGAGUAUGAUAAAUAAACCCAUAACCGAAGAGAUGAGUGUUGUGUUUUGACUAAAUGCAAGCAGAGAAGAUAAAUAUUUGGGGACAGGCAGGAAGAAAAGAAUGAGAAGCUUUGCAAGAAAUGGUUAUGUUUCCUGAGGAUAUAUGACACAAAAGAGAGGCAAUAUACAUCCAUCAUUCUUUGAGUAGGAUCCCUCUGAUUCAAGCCCGGUGGCAGCUGAUGUCAGAUUGUACAGAAGACUUAUGUGAGGGCUGGUGACACAGCUGACUGCACUACUAACUCAGGUGGAAGAAACCCAGUUCUGGACACCAAGCUACCAUAAAGAAGCUCUUAAAUGACCUUUACUUGAGUGGGAAGGCCUUGUUCUCAGGGGGAGCAUCUUACAUGUUAGGUCACAGGCAUGGAUUAAAGGGAACAGUAAAAUGUCAGGGCCAUAGAUCUAGUGGGUGGCAACUCUGCCCACGGCAUGGGGAUGGAACUAGAUGGUCUUUAAGGUUCUUUCCAACCCAAGCCUUUCUAUGAUUCUAUGGAGACAUGGCCUGAGAAACUUAAGUUUUAAUUACUGCAUUGAGUAAAUGCUUGCUCCGAAUAUCUCUCCAAAGCCAAGCAAGAGCAAAUGCACCAGCCUUUCUCUGUGCCUCUACUUCUCCAACAGAAAAAACUUCAUACCUCAAGUAGUCAAGCAAUGGUUUGGGCUGAGCAGUUUCUAUUGGAGCAGCAUCACUCCAUAAUCACAAUCACAGAUAUUAAUGACAUUCAAACGGGGUUGAUUUUUUGCAACUUUGAAAUAGUGCAAAGUAAGGCACUCUGAGUUCUAGGCACCUUAUAUUAUUACUAUUAUUCCUACCCAACAGACAGAAAUGCAACUUUUGGAGUUAUUCAAACGUAGAGUUAAACUGAGAGAGGUAUUAAAACCAUUUGAAUAAUCACUGUUAGGCAAAGGCAUGCUGAUUAACAGCUACCAAGGAACAUGGAGCCACAAAGCCAGCGAUUUCCACUUAAGUGAUGGUGGGUGCUGGCUUCUGAGUUGUAAGAUGUGUUGAAAUAUGGGUAUCAAAAUUUAUCGAGAAAAUGCAAUCGCUAAAGAAAGAACUUUUGUCUUGUGUGCAUUUCUCUAAGACUAACAUUUCUGCACUAUAUAUGUUACAUAGUGAAAAAAGGAAAGGGGAAGAAAAGGCAUUUCAUGGUAUUAACUAUGACAAAAAGUGUCAUCUGGAGGCCAAAGAAAGUGCACAUUCAUCUGUAAAACAUAACAUGCCUUCAGAAGGCCCCAGUUGUGACUUAUUUCACACAAACUUUUCAGCAGCGAACAAUGGAUGUCAAGGCUUAAACCAUAAAAAGGAAGAUAGCUAUUCUGUCGGAUAGGUAGCACUCGUACUUUCAGAAUCAGAAUAUUUUCAGUGUCUUAAUCUUCAAACGUCUCACAAAGUCUGCUAUGCUGGAAGAUUGAGCAUUUGGAAACUGUCUCUGUGCUGGAAGGAGUGGCACAAGACUCUCAUCCUGCGGGUGGGGUUUUGGGUCUGU
Molecule: messenger RNA, 3491 nt
Organism: Gallus gallus (chicken)
Lineage: Eukaryota; Metazoa; Chordata; Aves; Galliformes; Phasianidae
Product: translation initiation factor IF-2-like
Exons: 2
Coding region: 1-1311 (436 amino acids)
Source: RefSeq, a predicted model, not a curated record